AUGGCUUUUCGUCUUGCUGCGGCUGCAGCUGCUGCCUUUCUCCUUUCAAUAGGGGAGGUUGGUGGGAGGGGGGUGGAAGGGGAAGGAGAGGGGGAGGGAGAGGGGGAAGAAAAGGCAGAGGGAGAGAGAGGGGAGGAAGAGGGGGAGACAGGCCAAAACGGCGGCAGUGGGGAGAGGGGGGGAGGCGAGGAUGGGGUGGGGGAAGGAGGGGAGGAAGAGAUAGCAGGAAGAGGAGUGAAGGAAAGAGUGGAGGGAGAAGUGUUGGGGAGAGGUGAGGGAGAGGGAGAAGCGUCUGGAGUGUGGGGAGAGGGAGGGAGAGGAGGGGAGGAAGGGGGAGCAGGAGUAGAAGAUGGGGAGGACGGGAGGUUGACAGGAGCAGCAGGACGAUCAACGGUCUUUCUUCUGGUGCUGCCCGAACGAAUGCUCUCACUGCCCGAGAGAUCGCUUCGGCUGCCCGAUUCAUGGGACCCACGAGGCUUGCCCUGGCGCUCCUUCCCUGCUCACGCUGCCUCUGCCCCUGCUACUGCUGCUACAGAUCCUCUCCCUCUGGUUACCAAAAUCACCAUUGUAACCACCCUGCCAGCCGUGGCACUGGAGGCACGGCCAGAGCGGGAUGACAAGUGCCCGGUCAUGCAGAAGAGACCAGACGCAGCAGUAGCAGUAGCAGUGGCAGUGGCAGGGUUGGCAUACGAACCUCCAUUCGACCUCUGGUGUGCAUACUGGCCGUGCGGGUCCCAGAGGUCAUUAAGAGGACAGGAGCGUUCGAGCAAACAGGAGAAGAAGUGUGAUCGUAAGCUAACGUUGCCCCUUUUCCUCCUCUUCUUGCUGCUUCUCCUCUCGUUGCCCCUAUCCCUCUCCGCUCUUCCCCCGGCCCGAUCCCCCGCCCUCCCCCGACUCCUCUCCCCCAUCCCCCACCGAACGCGUUUCUUCCGCCUCCCGUCUCCCCAACCCCCCUCCCCACCGCUGUCCCCGGCCCUAUCCCCGCGCAUCUCCCCAUCCCCCUCCCCGCUCCUCUCCCAGCUCCCCGUCCCACCCCCACGCUCCCCCUUCCAACCCCAUUCCCUGCCUCUUCUACCGGCUUCCAUCCACUUUCCGUGA
Closterium sp. Naga37s-1 is the source of this 1098-nucleotide messenger RNA. NCBI's taxonomy places the organism in Eukaryota, Viridiplantae, Streptophyta, Zygnematophyceae, Desmidiales, Closteriaceae. The record is from the annotation of a GenBank genome assembly.